UUUGCUUCGGUGCACGCUAUCGGUGGUCUGCUGUUUUAUACUCUACAUUUGACUUCGUUAGUCUUUUUGUUCUUUUCAUCUCCGACAUCGAAUCUAACUAGAAUCGAUCCGGCAUCAUGGCCUCCACUGAAUCAACGAACACCGAAUUUCCCUACACCUUGACAAUCUCUCUCCCCCUCCCCUCGAACCGCCUUGCAACAUCCGCUCUUCGCGCCAUUGAAGUCGACACUGAACUCUCCCCCUUCGUCCGACGCGACAUGGCGGUAACCACGCCGAAGGAAAUUCAAGCGGAUACCGAAGAGGCAAAGACCGUACUCGAAACUACCUACCGUGCAACCACCAACCGGAUGCUGCGGGUGGCUGUAAACGGGUUCAUGGAGAGCCUUGGGGUCGUACUUGGGGUAAUGGAGGAGUUGGAUGUGGAUGUACUAGAAGCGGAAGGAGUUGAAAAAUGAUCCCAAGUCACAAGGGGUAACAUAUACGUCCGGCUUGGCUGGAAAACGGAUACAAUUUGUGCAACACCUUAUGAUUUUGGCGUCUGCCUUGUCAGACAGCAAAGAACACCGGAAUCACUAUCGGCUAGACGCACUCUCCACGACGCACGAGUGUG
Aspergillus caelatus is the source of this 610-nucleotide messenger RNA. Its product is annotated as CTAG/PCC1 family protein. The record is from RefSeq and is a predicted model, not a curated record. Gene Ontology annotation, cellular component: EKC/KEOPS complex. Bases 117 to 455 code for a protein of 112 amino acids. The transcript has 2 exons. NCBI's taxonomy places the organism in Eukaryota, Fungi, Ascomycota, Eurotiomycetes, Eurotiales, Aspergillaceae.